Messenger RNA from Galendromus occidentalis (western predatory mite), 1516 nucleotides. Its product is annotated as transmembrane protein 165. Gene Ontology annotation, molecular function: manganese ion transmembrane transporter activity; calcium ion transmembrane transporter activity. The transcript is spliced from 2 exons. Gene Ontology annotation, biological process: Golgi calcium ion transport; calcium ion transmembrane transport; manganese ion transmembrane transport. The coding region runs from base 114 to 959 and encodes 281 amino acids. The record is from RefSeq and is a predicted model, not a curated record. Gene Ontology annotation, cellular component: Golgi apparatus. NCBI's taxonomy places the organism in Eukaryota, Metazoa, Arthropoda, Arachnida, Mesostigmata, Phytoseiidae.
ACAGGGCCUUUUCCCGUGUCGUCGUCAAUAGAGCGGCAGAGUAUCCUUCCAACUGACGUGGUCGGCAAGAUCGACAAAUGCACAAUCCAGGACCCUGAUCCUGCGGGAUAACCAUGGAAUCCUCCAGGAUGUUGGGGUUACUGGUAAUCUGUUCGUGUCUGCUGCCGCUUUUGAAUUGUGAGGACUCGUUACCGGACUCGGUGGUUGCUUUCGAGAGCAAGAUGAAACCGACAUUGCAAGCUGGGACCACAACGACGACAGAUUCAACGACUCCGAACUUCUGGCAUGGUUUCGUCUCGUCUCUCAGCGUCAUCAUCGUUUCCGAGAUCGGUGACAAAACCUUCUUCAUCGCUGCGAUCAUGUCCAUGAGACACAAGCGCUUGGUGGUUUUCGCCGGUGCGAUCACAGCUCUCAUCAUCAUGACGAUCCUGAGCGCCAUGGCUGGAUCGCUGAGUAGAAUCAUUCCGAGGGUUUACACUCACUACAUGUCGAUAUUUCUGUUCGUGGCGUUCGGCGUGAAAAUGCUCUACGAAGCCUCUCAGAUGGCCGACGACGAGGGCAAGGAAGAGUUCGAGGAGGUUGAGAAAACCCUAAAUCAGAAAGAGAUGGAGAACACCGCCGACAUCGAGACCGGGCAGGCGACAUCGAUGCAGUCGCGACUCUAUACGGUGCUGUCGCGGGUGUUCUGGCAAGCGUUGACGCUCACCUUCGUCGCAGAGUGGGGAGACCGAUCCCAACUGGCAACGAUAAUUCUGGCAGCGAGUGAAAACAUUUGGGCAGUCAAUCUAGGCGCCAUAACGGGUCAUUCCCUAUGCACAUGCUUUGCGGUUAUGGCAGGCAGUGUCGUUGCGAAACGGGUUUCCGUUAGAACUGUCACGAUCGUUGGCGGGAUCGUGUUCUUAUUAUUCGCCGUGUCAGCAUACGUCAUCGGCAUCGAUAAAAGCGAAGUGACUGUGUGAAGGCUACGAUUGAGGCGCGUUAUCCUGUGAUUAGAGUUCCGAGCUCCUUGUGAGGGCAGUUGGCGGAUCGAUUACGAAACAACAUACCGACUUCAACGAACUCUCUUCAUGGAAGCAAUAAGUUCCCCCCAGGGCAUUCCUCGUACUUCUCCAUUCAGGGAUCGUUCGUUAUCUGUGAGCGAGUUGCUGUCCGCCCUCCCCAGACUUUCUGCUCAACACGGAAGUGUUUCUGUGAGUUCAUGAUUGAUUGUAGGAAUUUUAAAAACGAUGUAAAUAGUAUACUAGCUGUGAAUCUCGGACACUCCGCCUGGGACUUUUCCUGAGCUAGGCACAAAUCUUCGACACUUUCUCUCGUCCCGCGGAGAAGAUCAGAUCCGAGACAGUGGUGAGGCAGAAUGAGUGAGAGAGAACGAUUAGGAAUGAAGGUGCAAACUUUCGGAAAUAUUUUAUCAAUUGUUGUCCCCUAGAAACAUAUGUUCUACGACGGCCGGGGUCUCACUAUAGGUGCUCCGGAUCGGAAUUUAUCGACCUAUGUGAUGGGAAAUACAGACGACCAU